AUGUUUGACCUAGAGAUUUUAACUACAUCCACCUCAAUGACCUCACUUAUGAAUUUGUCAACAUGUGGAUAGUUUCGGUCAUAUUAACUCUGCAUUUCGUGUUUGCAUCCAGUGAAGAUAUUUCUUUCAAAAAAGACUUUUCUGUACAGCCAGGUGGAAAGAAGUACUCUGCAAAUAUUGAGAGAGAUGGUAUAACUUGUACUUUCACAUAUGAAUGUCAGGGCGGGACAAAUGAAAAAUGGCACAUGACGCUUUCGAAAAUAAGAGAUCAGAAUGGUUAUGGUUGCGUUGUAGAACGUUCUGGUAGUCAAACAAGUUACAUAUUCUUUCAAAGUUUUAAACUGGAAGUGAAGCCAGCAGUCGAAGCAUUGACAGCUUCUGCAUUUGGAAACAAUAACCAACCACUUUUGCUUGAAGAAUAUACAUUCGAUAAAAGUAGGGGUUCUGUAUCACACGUCAGUGGAAAAUUCAAGGCAGCUUUAACUCGUCUUUCAUUAGAGUUUAAUUGGAUACCAGGAAAUUCAGAACUUUGAGUUUUUGAGAAUAUUGGUCAAUAUUGAUUAUCUCUAACCUUGUGGUAUUUAUUUAACGGUGUAAAUAAUCAUAGUUUAUCCAUAAUACAUGCAUAUUUUGAUCUCUACAUACAAGCAGACUGACAGCGGUGCCUAAAACAACUAUAUAUAUUAAAUAGUUAAAUGUAUUACCAGGAUUUCAGUUUUUCGGUAUUUGCGUUUUUACAGUGCAAUUGCCAAUUUCACUGCACACCAAAGCAGUCGAUGACAUCCAUAACGCUAUAGGCCUCUUAAAAGAAUAGUCGGUGCAGACCCCUCUGCUCUGGUUAGAAAUCUAUUUUAUUCAAGGGAGCUUUAGUAAUCUAUAAUGCAAGGUUAAAGUUUGGCGUUCAAACUUGAGAAGUCGUCGACAUUACAGGUAGCUUGUUCCAUUUUAGAGUACACAUAUUCCACGAUGUAUGUGUGUAUGUCAUACAGCAGAUGCGGGAUUGAUGCUCGGCUGGCUGAUAAUCUCCAUAAGCUCACAGUUCACUAGUC
Molecule: messenger RNA, 1049 nt
Organism: Trichobilharzia regenti
Lineage: Eukaryota; Metazoa; Platyhelminthes; Trematoda; Strigeidida; Schistosomatidae
Source: the annotation of a GenBank genome assembly